Messenger RNA from Andrographis paniculata, 1669 nucleotides. Its product is annotated as amino acid transporter AVT6C-like. The transcript has 5 exons. Lineage: Eukaryota; Viridiplantae; Streptophyta; Magnoliopsida; Lamiales; Acanthaceae. Gene Ontology annotation, biological process: amino acid transmembrane transport. Gene Ontology annotation, molecular function: amino acid transmembrane transporter activity. The coding region runs from base 84 to 1418 and encodes 444 amino acids. The record is from RefSeq and is a predicted model, not a curated record.
CAUCGCGUAUAUUUUAUUAUUAUAAAGGAAAUGAAAAGCAAGCACACCAAACGUGACCGCAUAUUCCGGAAGCUUUCUCCGGCAUGGCUCCGGCGAUCGAUUCGAACGGAACUGAGGCUCCUCUUCUUCCAAGUCAUGAGUCCAGAGAGAGGAAACCGGCGUCGGUGCCUGGGGCAGUGUUCAAUAUUUCGACGAGCAUCAUCGGCGCUGGGAUAAUGUCUAUACCGGCGACUCUUAAGGUUCUAGGAGUUAUUCCUGCUUUCGUAAUGAUUGUGUUAAUUGGAAUAUUGGUGGAUGUAUCCGUUGAGUUCAUGUUGAGAUUCACGUAUUCCGGCGAGUCGAGGACUUACGCCGGUCUGAUGAAAGAAUCGUUUGGACGAACAGGAUCGAUCGCCGUUCAACUUUGCGUGAUGAUUACCAAUCUCGGUUGCUUAAUCAUGUAUUUGAUCAUUAUCGGGGAUGUACUUUCGGGGACAGGGCCAGAGCACUUGGGCGUUUUGCAAGAAUGGUUUGGGGUUCAAUGGUGGAACAUACGAGCUGUGGCCAUUCUGUUCGUUGUACUUUUCGUCUUGUUUCCUCUUGUUAUGUUUCGAAGAGUUGAAUCAAUGUGGCUGAGUUCGGCAAUAUCAGUCCUCUUAGCAAUAAUAUUUGUCGGUAUAUGCUCAUUCAUGGCAAUCACUGCACUCGUUCGCGGAGAGACCAAGAACCCAAGAAUCCUACCCGACUUUGAUAAUGGCGGGGUGUCUUUCUUCGAUCUUUUCACUGCUGUCCCAGUUAUCGUCACUGCAUUCACUUUCCACUUCAAUGUUCAUGCAAUUGGAGUUGAGAUGGGGAAACCUGCGGACAUGAUGAGUGCCGUGAGAAUUGCAUUAGUACUGUCGGGCGCCAUAUACUUCACCAUCGGGAUUUUCGGGUACCUUCUGUUUGGGGAGGGAACAAUGGACGACAUACUGGUGAAUUUCGACAGGAGUUCUGGAUCGAGCAUAAGCCCUAUUCUGAAUGACAUAGUUCGGUUGAGCUAUGCGCUGCACCUGAUGCUGGUGUUUCCUCUGUUGAACUUCUCCUUGAGGGCCAACAUCGACGAAUUCCUGUUCGCUAGGAGGAACGGGAAGGCUGUUCUCGCCGCCGUAGACACGAGACGGUUCGUUAUUCUCACAGUUGUCCUGCUUCUACUGGCUUACAUUCUAGCCAUUGCCAUACCCAGCAUCUGGUAUCUAUUCCAGUUCAUGGGCUCUACUUCUGCUGUUUGCCUUGCCUUUAUUUUCCCUGGCGCCAUUGCAUUAAGGGACAUUCAUGGAAUCUCAAGCUCAAAGGACAAGAUUACAGCAGCAGUGAUGGUAACACUUGCAGUAAUUACAAGCACCAUAGCUAUUUCCACCAGCAUAUAUAAGAUGCUAGUAGUGCUUCCAACUACCUGAUUCACCUUCUCAACCUUGUUGUAAUUCAACACGUGUAACACUCUUAUGUAAGUUAUUUAUUAUUUUAUGUUUGGCACCAACCAUGUGUAGAUUUAUUUAUUUAUUUAGAAUUUGUGUAGUACAAUGUCUUUUAAAAUUUGUAGAAUUACAAAAUUGGCUUUUUGUAUAAAUUUUCAGCUACAUGUUGAAUACUUUGAUUAUCAUGUAGAAUUUUUUGUUAUUUAUAUAUUGAACAGUGAGAAAUUGUUGAA